Molecule: messenger RNA, 5157 nt
Organism: Aureococcus anophagefferens
Lineage: Eukaryota; Pelagophyceae; Pelagomonadales; Pelagomonadaceae
Exons: 9
Coding region: 1-5157 (1718 amino acids)
Source: RefSeq, a predicted model, not a curated record
AUGGUCGUUGUCGGCGCGCGCGCCGCGGCGGCCCUGGGCGCCGCCGCCGUCGUGGUGGGCGGCCUGCCCAUCGCGCUGCCGGCGCAGCUCCGGGCGCUGGGCGGCAGCGUCGCGCGCGUCGACCGGCGCCUCCAGGCCGUGGAGUCCAUGGACAUCUUGGGCACGAUCCAGCAGGAGAGCGUGGCGCCGAACCCGGAGAACGUGCGGGCGACGUGCUACAUGGGCCUCAUCGAGGAGGUGACGACGAAGUGCAACCUCCUCGACGACGACGGCGAGGAGGUGCCGCCCGGCGUCUGGUACUACGAGAAGACCGAGGGCUGGAACAUGAGCCCGCGCGGCGAGUCGGACGUGCUCUGCCUCCAGUGCUGCAGCCAGCUCUACGACGAGCCCAACGAGCGCAUCCACGAGGAGUGGAACUUCGACUGCGCCGUCGACGCGACGGUCCGCACGAAGUUCGACACGGGCUACUACGGCUACGAGUUCCGGUUCCGGUUCGCGCGGAACCGCGACGAGAAGGACGACAAGAUGGUGCGCUGCGCCAUGGGCCGCAUCGGCUGCGAGUACGAGGGCAUCUUCGGCGAGUACGAGAUGGACGGCCGGCCUCUAUCGUGCACGUCGAAGCAGGCCGACGGCGACUACGGGAGCUGCUCCGCGGACAACAGCUCGUGCGUCUGCGAGAUCCCCGGCUCCCAGCGCGGCGGCACGGGGCCCCACCCGGACACGAACGCGCGCAACGACUACUUGGACGGCGUGCGGAGCCGCGUCGACGAGCAGAGCUGCCGCUACCGGUCCGCGCGCGAGCGCGAGGACGGCAGGAGCUGGUACCUCCAGGGCUACGAGCUCACGGUCUACGUCGAGGAGCUCACGGAGAACGACGGCUCCUACUGGCGGUCCGUGACGGGCUGCCACGUCAAGACCUACGAGACGGAGACUUUGCGCGCCGGCGACAAGUUCUUCCAGCGCAUCGUCAUGAAGGGCAACAAGGACCCGCGGCCCUACAACUGGCUCGCGGGCGCGCACGGGCUGCCCUUCGUCGUCUGCGCCGUGCUGCUGGCCUGCGUCGUCGGCGCGCUCCUCGUGCGCUGCGCGCGGGACACGCCCUGCCCGACCUGCGGCUCGAAGCUCAUCUUCAUGCCCACGCAGUGCUUCUAUUGCUCGCUCUACGGCGCGCCCAUGCCCGACCCCGUGCUCCUCGCGCGCAUCCGCGCGCGCGGCAAGUUCGUCUCGGGCCAGGGCUUCGUCGCGCACACCUUCCGCAAGCGGCCGGGCUCGGAGCAGACGCGCGCGGGCUGCGCGCGCCUCUACGCGGGCCGCGCGUGCAAGGCGACGGGCACGAUCGCGGGCCGCCACGUGCUCGCGCUCCUCAAGUGCCUGGGCAAGGGCACGCUGCACUGCGGCGACGCGCUGCUCCACUUCUUCUAUAGGUGCGUGCUCCGGCGGCGGCGCGGGCCGGGCCCCGUGUGCCUCCGGACCUUCGUCGCCGACGAGUCCGAGUACGUCGAGCGCGACCCGCCCGUGCCGACGAAGAUCUACGUCGCGGACCCGGCGCUCCGGUCGCAGAACGCCUUCGAGGCGCUCACGCGGCCCAUGCCGCCCAAGGAGCGCGAGCUCGUCGCCGCGGAGCAGGACUACGUCCGCAAGUUCCGCGAGGAGAAGCGCGCGAAGCGCCUCGAGUCGAAGCGCCGCCGCGAGACCUACUACGCGGCCGCGAGCGCCGCGCUCCCGGCCAAGGUCGCGCCCGCGAACGCGCUCGAGGCCGGCGUCGCCGCGGGCGCCGAGCGGGCCCUCGCGGACGCGGGCUCCGUCGCCUCCAAGGGCUCGAAGAGCUCGAAAAAGCGCGGCGGCUCGCCGCGGCCCCAGCUCGAGGACGGCGACGCCGCGUCCGUCGCGUCGUCGCUCUCCGCGCGGUCCGAGAAGACACCCGUGCUGCCCAUCGAGCAGGAGCCGACGGGCGGCUUCUACGUCACGCGCAACGACGGACCGCGCGACGACGACGCGCGCGUGAAACAGCUGCUCAAGCAGACGGACAAGGCGCGGCAGCACGCGCAGGAGCGCGUGCCGCACGCCGGCACGUUCAUGAUGGGCGUGCUCGUGCGGUCCGCGCGGCGCGAGAGGCUCGUCGACGCGGCGCGCGAGGCCGCGGCCGCGGCCGCGGCCGCCGGCGUCGACACCGUGUCGCGCGAGGACCGCGAACGCAUCCUCGCGCCGCUCGUCGCCGAGGGCUGCCUGAGGAAGCUUCGAGAUCCCUACCACGCGCUGCGCAGCCAGGCGAAGCCCUCCGACGACGAGCUCCACGAGUACGACCGCCUCUGGGACGCGUUCAAGGUCCGCGACGCGGCGGAGGCGCGCUACGGGCUGCCGUCGGAGCUCCCGGAGGCGACGUGGGGCGCCGUCGCGCGAGCGCUGGACCACGACGACGGCCUCGCGGGGUCGCCGGGGCGGAAGCGGCCGCUGCCGCGCGUCGCGGACCGCGCGCGCAGCGGCAUCUUCGUCGUCGACCACUUCGGCCACAUGUACGCCGCGCGCAAGGUCAGCGGCGCGUUCCACCACAGCUCGUUGACGCGGGGCCACUGCUGCCGCUUCGCCGGGACGAGCAACGGCGUGCCCGGCUACAUGCCGAAGACGGAGAGCGAGGCCAAGGCCGGCGACUGGGGCGUCACGGCCGAGGGCAAGUGGUACAAGGUGCGGUCCAAGAACGGGCGCCUCGACAAGAAUCCGAACGUCAUCGGCGAGCAGAACUACAAGUUCGUGCUGCCGCUGGAGCCCAAGCCCUACGACCCGCCGGCGGGCGAGCGGCCCAUGCCCACGCCCAUGGGCCCCAUGGCCGUCGCGGCGAACGGCGUGCCCAUCUACAACGCCUUCGCCACCGACGGCGAGGACAAGAGAGCGAAAUUCCAAACUUCAAAGCCUCAUAUCUCGGCCGCCACCGACGGCGAGGACGGCAUCGACCUCGAGGCCCACUACCACCAGUUCCCGCGCUGCGUCCAGGGCGCGUCCGCGCUCGGCCUGCAGGCCGCGGACGUCGUCGCGCCGUCGCUCUACGGCGCGAACGCGGAGCUCGCCGGCGCGCUGCGCGACGCCAUCGCCGCGGGCACGCCGUCGGCGGCCUGCGGCGUCGCCUUCGACGGCUUCCCCAUCCACGGGCCCCUCAUCGAGAAGGACGGCGAGGUCGUCUUCGCCAAGAGCAGCUACACCGGCGCCGCGGGCCACCUCGGCCACCCCACGUUCGUCGCGGGGAGCGGCGACCUCGACGUCUGCAACGGCCUCAUGACGCCGGCGGGCUACCGCUACGUCCUGACCUGCGAGCUCAACGGCGACGAGCUCGUGCCCACCUACCCCUACACGAUCCCGGCCUACCGCGGCAAGCCCGAGCUCCUCAACUACCCCGAGCGCAUGCGCCAGCCCAACGGCGUCAAGGACUUCAUCAAGCAGAACGAGGAGGGCAAGGUCACGAAGGACGCGUGCGCGCUCAUGCUUGGAAGAAGACGUCGACAUCGUAGUGGCCUAACUCGACCAGAAAGUGGGACGGCACCCAUGGUGCUCUUCCCCUCGCCGCGGCAGUACGUCGUGAAGAAGAAGGGCGCCGUGCUGCGCCAGGCCGUGCUCAUCGCGAGCGAGGAGAUCUGCAUCCUCGAGGGCGGGACGACGGUCCUCUGCGACCGGAGCGAGAGCCUCGUCGAGGACGACUCGGAGAAGGUGCGCAUGCACGUCUACGAGCCCCUCGACGGCUGGCUCACGCUCAAGUGCCUCAAGGGCGAGGGCCUGCCCCACCGGGACGCGAGCCACACGUGCUACGCGCGCCUCGAGUCGGCCGCGGCGGUCGCGGGCGUCGUGCGCCCCCUCGGCGCGGCGUGGUGGAUCCUCGCGGAGGCCUGCACGGUCGUCGACGCGCCGUCGGCGCGGGGCCGGCCCCUGGGCUUCGUGGAGCGCGGCGCGGCGGUGCUCGGGGACCACCCGGAGAACCGGACCGACGGCGCGCGGUGGCUCCGGCUCGCGGCGCAGGAGCGGGCCCACUGGUUCUUCCAGAGCGGCGCCGGCGAGGCCUGGCUCCAGAUCGCCGCGGCGUCGCCGCGCUUCCCCCGGGAGGCCGAGGCCAAGCCGGACCGGCUGCGGCCCGCGAAGGCCUGGGAGGCGACGUCGCUCGACGCCGUCGUCGGCGCGCACCCGGACCGGCGCCUGUCCGCGGGCGACGUCCUGCCCUUCGAGCUGACGCCCGCGCGGACCUGCGCGGCGCGCUUCGCCUUCACGCCGUCGGCCAUCGGCGAGUGGGGCUGGCCCAUGGGCGAGGCCAUCGCGGGCGACAACCUGGGCCACGUCAACUACGUGCGCUGCGACGAGACGGAGGCCGCGACCCAGUUCGGCUCCGAGCUCUGGGACAACGACGCCAAGGCGCGCCACUGGCUCGACCCGCCGGAGGUCGGCUGCUGGCUCGUGCCCACGGUCGGCGGCGCGGCGAUCGCCAUCGCGAAGCAGCGCGCGCGCCUCGAGGGCGCGGGCUGGAGAGUGUUGACCUGCGACGCGGACGUCAUCGAGGAGCUGGACAACAAGGUGCGGUUGCGGGGCCGCGCGGAGCGCCUGGGGCUCCUCGAGUUCCUGCCCGCGCACUACGAGGCCAUGGACGCCGCGCGGUACCCGUGCGUCGUCAAGCUCCCGACGGGCGAGUACGGCAAGACCGUGCGCCUGGCCAAGACGCCCCGCGACGUGCCGGCCAUCUUCGACGAGUUCCGCAUCGACGAGGACCAUAUCGGCGACAAGUUCCUCUGCCAGGAGCACCUGCCGGGCUGCGUCGAAUACUCGACGUCGCUCCUCGUCAAGGACGCGGAGAUCCUCGACGUCGUCCGCACGGCCUACACCUACAACCACGAUUUGUACUGCUGGCCCCACCGCGUCUGGGAGCGCAAGGAGCUGCGCGAGUGCGACAGCGCGGUGCCCGACGCGCACCUGGCCGUCAUGUCGAAGAUGCUCGCGGGCUUCUCGGGCAUCUGCAACUUCAACUACAAGGAGCGCCGCGACGGGUCGCUCUGCAUCUUCGAGGUCAAUGUUCGACUGGGCGCGGACCUCGCCUGCGACGUCGACCGCGAGCGCUUCCGCCUCGUGCUCGAGCGCCUCGACGGCGCGCUCCCGCUCGCGCCGCGCUUCGCGGAGGCCUCGGAAUAA